Molecule: messenger RNA, 606 nt
Organism: Blastomyces dermatitidis ER-3
Lineage: Eukaryota; Fungi; Ascomycota; Eurotiomycetes; Onygenales; Ajellomycetaceae
Product: molybdopterin synthase catalytic subunit
Exons: 2
Coding region: 1-606 (201 amino acids)
Biological process (GO): Mo-molybdopterin cofactor biosynthetic process
Cellular component (GO): cytosol
Molecular function (GO): molybdopterin synthase activity
Source: RefSeq, a predicted model, not a curated record
AUGUCAAACUCAACAACAUCACAAUCUCAAGAACAUCAUCUCAACCCCGAGGCCUCCUCUGAAGCUCUUCCCGCUCAUCUCAAUCCAGCAAAUUACCCACAGACCCGUCAUAUCCCCGACGCGAACAUCCAUCUUGAAUUAACCUACAGCCCUCUCAAUCCAACCAGGAGCAUCAUUCAUGUUCGCUCCCCGCACGCGGGUGCCAACAUUCUCUUCCUCGGCACCACCCGCUCAACCUUUGACAACCACCCCAUUGCCCGCCUCACAUACAUCAGCUACACUCCCCUAGCCCUGCGCACGCUGGAGAAAAUCGCCCGCAAUGCAGUGGCUAAAUACAAGCUACAGGGCAUCAGUAUCUCACAUCGGCUGGGUGAGGUGGGUGUUGCAGAGGAGUCAAUUGCCAUUGCAGUGAGCGCGGGACAUAGAGCACCUGCAUGGAGGGCUGGAGAGGAGGUGUUGGAGCAGUGCAAGGCCGCAGUGGAGAUUUGGAAGCGAGAGGAAUUUGUUGGGGCUGCAGAGGGAGAGGGGGAGUGGAGGAUGAAUCAGAAUAUGAAUGCAAUGAGUCAGAGUUCAGAAAUUUACCAGUUAUGGUUCUCAUCUCAAUGA